AUGAAUGGAGGCAGGGUGGUUGAACAGCUGAAAGAGGAGAUCAGUGAGUAUCAGAAGGGUGAGAAACGAGGAUUCCCCCUGCCCACACCAGGCAAGACUGAAGAAGCUGCAGCUUGCUCACUGCAGGGCACAAAGGAUGAAGGGAGAGCUGAAGGGGAUUGUAUUACAGGCAAAGCUGGCUCAGGUCAAGAAGACAGAUGUCAGGGUAGUGAAACUCUUCAUAAAAGGUGUCGAGAGGUGAUUGAAAACAUCGAGGGCAGGAAUUCACAGCUCCUUCACAAGCUGCACAAACUUGAGCAGGAGCACGAGGAUUUGGUAGAGCGCAAUGAAGAGCUGGAAUCAAUUCUGGGAGAGACACAGAUCCAAACAAAGCAGGACAAGGAGCAGUUUGAGAGUGAGGUGGAGGGACUUCACCGGAAAAUCACGAGUUUAGAGACGGAAUUGCUUGAAGUGCAGAAGAACAAAACAGAGAUGAGUGGGGAAGAGCAGGCAUCUGAUGGAGCACAGGAGAUGCAAGAGAUGCUGCAAAGCUGUCAGGAGACGAUAGAAAAGUUGGGAAGUCAGCUGGGAGAGCGUAGGGAAUGGAGAAAACAACUUGCAUCUGAACUUGAGCUGUUAAGAGAAGAUCUGAAGGCUGAGAAGAAGGGCUUGCCUAACACAAAACCAGAGCUUAAAAGCCAGAGUGUCCAAAGAACUUCAGCAAGCGGAGAUUUCAUUAAUGCUUCCCCCGAGAGGCUACAAAAAGAUAAUGCUCUACUAGAAACAGAGGUCUCUGAGCUUGUCCGAGAAAAUGAGCAGGUUAACAAACUUCAGCAGCAACGGGAAGAUGUGAGUAUGGAUGGAAGGGCGUAUGAAGAGCAGAUGGCCAAAGUGGUGUUUUUGGAAGAACAGAUCCGGAACCUGACAGAUGAACAAGAACAGCUCUGUUCUGAAUUACUUGAAAGCAACAAGAAGAGGGAGGAGCUAGAAAAGCAGCUGAAGGAGAGCAAUGAAGAAAAACAGUUGCUGCUGGAAGAAAUUGCCCAGCUAAAGCAAGAUAUCGUGACUACCAGGGAGCAGCGUGACAACACAUUUGAGGAGGCUUUGAGGAUGAAUCAAAGCACAGUCCAUAGAGACAACAGGUUUCUUACGUCACAGAGCUCUGCAGGCAGUUUAGAUGGGAGCAUCAAACAGAGCCUGUCUGAAGAGAGAUUCCAACAGCAGGAGGAAAGGCUGCAGCAGCUGCGGCACGACCUGCGUCGGGUGCAGAACCUGUGCAGCUCAGCUGAGAGGGAGCUGAGAUACGAAAGGGAGAAAAACAUUGACUUACAAAAACAAAAUCUCUUGCUUCAGCAGGAAUGCACCAAGGUCAAAGCUGAACUGAAGCAAGCCCGGACAAAACUCUUGGACACGACUGAAACGUGCUCCUCUCUGUCAGCAGAGUGGGAGAAGAGCCAGCAGAAGGUCAAAGAACUUGAACAAGAGCUCUUGAAGUGCUCACAGGCUGAGAAAUUGCAGAGCAGUCUGCAAGAGAAACUUGUGCAGGAGAAAUCCAAAGUGUACGAAGCACAAAAACAGAUCCAGCAAAAGCUGAAAGAUUCACAGCACCAACUCCUGCUGGCAGAAGCCCGUGUUUCUGACAAGAAACUCCUGGAGGAGGAGCUGAAGGAAGCUCGAGAAAAUGAGGCUCGAGUGCAGCAAGAGCUCCGUGAGGAGCUGCUGAAAAGGAAGCUCCUGGAGCAGCAGGUGGAGGAACUGCGGCAGCAGCUGCGGCAUUCCCACGAGACAGAGGCAUCGCUGGCCAAGAUGCACGUGGAGCUGCAGGCCAAGACUCUGCAUGCCUUGGAAGAUGACAAGAAAGCUGACUCAGGCGAGCACCUCCAGUGUCAAAAGGAGAGCCAGAAGCUUUCAGAGCAACUCUCACUGCUGAAGGAGGAAAACAAGGCUCUUUAUGAGGAAGGAGUCCGUCUCCUCAACCAGAAGGAUCUGUAUGUCAGGAAAUAUAAUGAAAUGCACCUCCGCCACAAAGACAAGAUCCGCAGAGCCAAAGCAACGUUUAUCCAAGAGGUGAAACAAAGGGACAGCAGAAUUAAGCAGCUUGAAAAUGAGCUCAGUGAAUCAAAACUCCAAGUGGAAAAGGGGAAGGCACUGAUUGCACAGAUCACUACUGAGAAUGAGAAGUUACUCCAGGAAAGAAGACGGCUCCUCCAGAGGAUAAUUGACCAAGAGGAGACCCCUUGGAGCAACAGGUCUAUGGUUGCUGCCCUGCAGAGCAGAAUGAAGAUCCUGGAUGAGGAGAACAUGCGGCUGCAUGAGAGCAAACUCCAUCUCUCUGGCCACAUGCAGCCCUCGCAGCGCGCGCUGAGGAGCAUCCACACUCCCAGCACAGAGGACUUGAAGAGUGCCAACUUCUCUGAACGGCAGCUACAGAGUAAGGUGCCGGCGUCGUCUCCCCGUGCCAGUUUCCCACCACGAGAACCACCAGAGUCCCUCAGCAGCCUGAAGCCCGUGCACGACUCCAAGCCUGAAGGAGGAGCUGAGAGCCAGGAUUCGUCCUUUUGCUUGUCCCCCUCUCAGCCUUCAGAGAUUGGGUACCUGAAUGUAGCCUCACCUGGAGACACCACAGCCUCCCAGCUGCAGGAGGAGAGUCAGAGCAUCAGCUCUGAGAACUUCUAACCUGGGAAAGACAUUUGUAAAGUACAGACUGGUAGGGCUGCCAGGAUUUGGACUCCAGAUGCCAUGCAGUGUUAAGGAUUGCAAGAGGGAGUGUUGCCAAAUAACUUGAUGAUUUGUGUGGUAACUAAAUUAUUCAACAGCUUUUUUUCUUUUUUAAAUUAACUUAGCCAACAAUAAAUGUGCGUGUCAUCUCAGACCUAGCCAGAGGCUGGAAUUUGCAGACAAACUCAGUACAAUAGAAGAAGGGGGGUGGGGUGAGACACGUGUUUCCCUGAAUCCAAAUUCCCUGCAAACUUUGUAAAUAAAACUUGGAGAGAUUUUUCCUGUGCUUGGAUGUGCA
Messenger RNA from Meleagris gallopavo (turkey), 2995 nucleotides. The record is from RefSeq and is a predicted model, not a curated record. NCBI's taxonomy places the organism in Eukaryota, Metazoa, Chordata, Aves, Galliformes, Phasianidae.